Messenger RNA from Pectinophora gossypiella (pink bollworm), 2254 nucleotides. Its product is annotated as cytochrome P450 4C1-like. The record is from RefSeq and is a predicted model, not a curated record. Lineage: Eukaryota; Metazoa; Arthropoda; Insecta; Lepidoptera; Gelechiidae. The transcript has 10 exons. The coding region runs from base 115 to 1584 and encodes 489 amino acids. Gene Ontology annotation, molecular function: monooxygenase activity; heme binding; oxidoreductase activity, acting on paired donors, with incorporation or reduction of molecular oxygen.
UUCCUGCCGCAGUGUUAUUACGAAUUUCGCGGGGAAGCGUUCCAUUUGCGCCCAAUUUCUAUCUGCACUGAUAUUUUAUAUAUUAACAAAUAUAUUUCAAAUAAAUUAAUCAAAAUGCUUGUGUUCACUUUAGUGUUUUUCACAGCUUUCCUUUAUUACAUUUAUUUUCGGCGUAUCCGCAAGCCGCUGUAUGAAUUAAGUGACACGUUAUCGAAUAUUGGAAGUUUGCCGCUGAUUGGACACACGCAUUGGUUCAUUGGGGGACCAGAAAAAAUAUUGAAAAAUGUCGAAACGUUUUUGGAACGAGUGGACGACUCUGGAGGAAUUACGAAGCUUUGGAUUGGGCCCGCUCUCUACGUCGUUACGCUGAUCCCGGAGGACGUCCAGAAGAUUCUAGAGACGUGCCUACAGAAGGACAACACCUAUAAGUACCUGCAGACCUGGCUGGGCAACGGACUCUUUGUAGCACCGGUGGAUCUGUGGAAAGUGCACCGCCGUCUUCUACUACCAAUCUUCCACAACCGCAUUAUUGAGGAGUAUGUGGAUGUGUUUGCCGAACAAGCGGACGUGCUCGUCCAGCGGCUCGACGAACAGUGCGGCCAGAAGGACUUCGAUAUCUACCCCUACAUCACGUCUUGCAUGCUCGAUAUUGUGUUCGAGACGGCGAUGGGCGAGCGCAUGGACGUGCAGCACCACCCGGACACGCCGUACCUGCGCGCGCGCCACACCGUCAUGUCCAUCAUCAACCUGCGCCUCUUUAAGGCCUGGCUGCAACCCGACGCACUCUUCAACCUCACCAGCUACGCCAAGCUGCAGAAGGAGAGCAUCGAUAUGACGCACAAGUUCACUGACGAGGUCGUAAACAAGAAGAGAGAAUUAUUCGAGAAAAAUGGCCACAUAGCAAGUAAAGGAGGUCGUAAGGACUUGCUAGAGCUGCUGCUGGAAAGAAACAACAAGUUUACCAACACGGAGCUGAGAGAACACAUCGACUCCAUCACCAUCGCGGGCAACGACACCACGGCGCUCGUCAUCGCCUACGCUCUGAUGCUGCUAGGUUGCCAUCCUGAACAUCAGGAGAUGGUUUAUAAAGAACAGGAGACAAUAUUCGGAGAUUCUUCACGCUCCGCGACCAAAGAGGACAUGAACAAGAUGGAGUACCUGGAGCGGGUGAUCAAAGAAACCAUGCGGCUGUAUAUGGUGGUGCCCAUCAUCGGUAGGAAGACUGACAAGGAACUGAAGCUUUCAACCUGCACAAUCCCGCCCGGCGUGGGUCUGGCGGUGGUGCCAUUCGCUAUGCACCGAUCGCGGCACCUGUGGGGGCCCGAUGUGCACCAGUUCAACCCCGACCGCUUCCUGCCCGAGAAUAGUGCCAAGCGACACCCCUGCACCUUCAUACCAUUUAGCCACGGUACCAGGAAUUGUAUAGGUCGACACUUCGGCAUGUUGGCGAUGAAAAUGAUUUUAUCAACGGUCCUUAGAAAAUACAAGGUUUCCUCUGAUAUACACACUUGCGAUCGGCUGAAGAUAGAAAUACUCCUAUUUCCAGUUGGAGGACAUAUGAUAUCGAUACAAAAACGGGAAUAGAUUUCAGACCGUCAAAGCCUUGUCUUAAACAAUUUUAUCGUAUGAAAUUAAAACGUUUAUUUCUUUCUGUUUUACCACUUUUUUACACUGAAAUGGCAACUUAUUUUCUCUUUAUUCACCAGGUCAGCUUCAGAUAAAUUAUAGACGGGAAUUAUCUUUGGGCUAGCUUUACACUACUUACAUUUUUUCUGUCAAUUUUUAGGGGAGGUGUGGUAUUGUACGUGUACACUUACCACACAUCUAUCGACUUACUGACGGACGCCCACUCAUAAGGAUAAAUCAACGUCUGUAAAAACGCAAACAAAAACUAAAGCAUCACCAUAGAAUAAGGAAUAAUCGUCACAUAACAAAACACGAACCGAUACCUAGUUCAUGUAGGUGCCUACCUACCUACCUUCCUACUUUGGCAGUGGGGAUCGCGUGCGCUUAGCGACUUCUGUCAAGCAAGCCCCGUUUAAUUUUUCUGAGGUUAAAUUGGGUUGAAGCCAUUAUAGCACAUAGGUACAUACAGCACUAAAUACGGUUGAUUGUUAAGCAGGUUUGUUAAAAAUAAAGUAGGUAUUAUUAUAAGGUUUUGUUGGAUAACUUAUGAACUGAAUACUUAUAGGGUGUAAUGAUGAUUAAUUUAUUAGUGAACUAAUUUAUAUAAUUAAAUAUUGUUCAAUAUGUU